UGGAAGGAUAUAUUGAGUGAAAGGUGCUGGCACCGGAAGUUCGUGGCGUUUUAAAGUCUUCCCGUCAGGCUGUGCGGUACCAACAUGGCGGCGCCCAUCCCGAGUUUGGCGUUACGAGGUACCCAGGGGGUGUCCCUACUGGAGGGGCCUCCUGCACUCAGAGUCAACCAGGCAUUCAGAAGGGAUGACAGUCGUGCCUGUAAAGUCAUGGCCUUCAGUCCAGAUGGCAGUUUGUUUGCUUGGUGCAACGGACAACAGGUGACUGUGGUUCGACUGCCCAGUGGGGAGGUUGUGCACCAGAUGGAAGAGCAUCCCCGGGUCGUGGGUAUCCUGUUCUCACCCCUCAGCACCUACAUGGCUACCUGGGAGGUCAUCGUAGGUAAAGGUCCUCCGUACCCCAACCUGCACCUGUGGGACAUGAAGACAGGACAGAAGGCCAAGAGUUUUGUCCACAAGAGACAGACAGACUGGGAGCCCCAGUGGACAGAUGAUGAGGCUCUGUGUGCACAUGCAGUGAACGAGAUCCACCUGUUUGAGAAUGGAGACUUCAGUCACAUAGCCCGGAAACUAGACGUCCAGAAGGUGGCAGGCUACAGGCUGUCCCCAGGCCCUCCCCCUCACAAGAUAGCCGUGUAUGUGCCUGGCCAGAAGGGAGGUCCUUCCUUUGUCCGUGUGUUCAAGUGCCCAGACUUUGCCACACCCCUGGCCAAUAAGAGCUUCUUUAAGGCAGACAAAGCAGAUAUCAGGUGGAACAAGAAAGGAACUGGACUGCUGGUUCUGUGUGCCACAGAGGUAGACCAGACAGGACAGUCUUACUAUGGAGAACAGAACCUGCACUACAUCGGGGUGGAUGGAGUCAGCAGUAUAGUACAGCUGUCUAAGAAUGGCCCCAUCUACUCUACUGACUGGAGUCCUGACUCAACAGAGUUCUGUGUGGUAUAUGGAUUCAUGCCUGCCAAGGCCACUAUCUUCAACCUGAAGUGUGAGCCUGUGUUUGACUUCGGUACAGGACCCAGGAACCUGUGCUCUUACAACCCACAGGGCAACAUCCUUGCCCUUGCUGGCUUUGGCAACCUUCGAGGCAACAUAGAAGUCUGGGACAGAAGAAAUCUCCAGAAGAUAGCCUUGGUGCAGGCUCCUGACACCACCUACUUUGCCUGGUCCCCGGAUGGCGUCCACUUUGUCACAGCCACCACAUCUCCCAGACUAAGGGUCGGCAAUGGCUAUAAGAUCUGGCACUACACCGGGCACCAGCUGGAUGAGAAGGGGCUGGGGAUGAAUGAUGAGCUGUGGGAGGUUGCCUGGCAGACGUAUCAGCCAGGUGUGUUCCCCGAGACACGGCUGUCCUACCAACCGGCCAAGGCAGCGGCUCAGCAACAAGAAGCCAAACCAGCAGUGUAUCGCCCCCCUGGUGCACGAGCCCUCGGUCACACCUCACCAACCAAACUGCAUGAAGAGGAGCUGCCACAGAACGAACGAAUGGAGAACAAAGAUGAAAACCUUUCCAAGGCAGCUCUGAAGAACAAGAAGAAGAGAGAAGCAAAGAAAGCAAAACAACAACAGCAGCAACAAGCACCAAUGGAUGCUCGUAGCCAGGAGCAGAGGGAUGCUCUCGCCAUGGCCACACACAUCCUGGGUACCCCGCCCCCUUCUGUCACCAGUACAGUGGUUAGUGCUGACUCAGAGAAGAAAAUCAAAGGACUCAAGAAGAAACUGAGACAAAUAGAGCAACUUAAGGAGCAACAAAAGUCUGGGAAGAAGCUGGAAUCAAACCAGCUUGAGAAGAUAAAGGGAGAAGCUGCCUUACUAAAGGAACUUGAAGAGCUAGAACUGGGCAGCUAGCAACACAAGUCUAGUAUAGACGGAUAGUGUUGACACCACUAGUCUAGUUUUGCACUGAAGGCCUUGAGUCCAGUUUAUUUGUUUUACAAGACAUCCACAUGUACUCUCAUUCUAUUGCAGUGUUGUGGAUGCUUUAUGUAUCAAAAUGCUCUCAUAACCCUAACUUUUGUUUUUGAAAGAUAUGUAUCCUCCUUUCCACCAUUUAGAUUGAAUAGCCUAAACAAGAGAGUGUAAAAAGACUAAAAGAUACAGCCUAAAAGGCUUGGUAUGGAUGAUUGUAACUACUAAACUUGCCAGAGAGGAAGGCUUUGUAAAAACAGUAACUUCACCUAUAGCUAUAUAAAAAUACAUGUAAGAUGAAUGCUUUAUAUGGUACAUAGUAUAGCUGUAAGGCAGGGAAACAUGUUAAUUACAUAUCAUGGUUUUGCCUCUACUAAAGGAGUCCCACAAAUUUAAAGGCAAGCACAUACAUGUAUACUGAUCUAUUCUUCAUAUCUAUUAGAUCAUGAUUAUUCCAAACAUUUUCAGCUUAUUUUCUGUUGCAUAAACAGGAAAUAAAGAAAUCUUCUCGUGACAAGAAACAAUUUUGUACAUUUUUUCCUUUGAAGGCACAGAUCCAUUCACAGUAAACAAGUACAAAUGUAACUAAACCGACAGUAGUCCAACAUGCAAGGAGAAAACUCACUUCUGUACAUUAUGAAUUGGAGCUUUGGAAAUGUAGUACUUUACUGUACUCUUUGUAGUACAUAAGAGUACUAGCCAAUUUGUCUUUGAGCUCAAAGUUUUCUUGUUGUUCCGGACUUGCCAGCUCAAAAACCAUGCUCCGCUCUCGUCUCAGUUGUCUCGUCUUCCCUCAGUGUUUGAAUCUCGUCUUUCAGCUGAGACACGUAACUAUAACUUCUCUGCUGCAGUUUGUUCUGACUUCCCCUGCUAACCAGCUUGAACUUUUCCAGUUGCAUUCCUGCUAGUUUACCAGGAAGUGUGUUGACCUUUAUGUUUCAGCUGCUGGUAGUCUUCCUUCAGUGUGUGAUUUGCUUCUUCAUGAUAUGUGAUAUACUCGAGAUCUUUCUCAAUUUUAGGGAGACUUGUCGGCUUUUCUCCCAACUCAAAGUCUUCUGGAUUCAUUGUUUCUAAAUCUUCACAACUGAUGUUGCAGCAUUGUUCAUGGCAAUCAGCCUUGGCCCUUAAGGCUUCUGAAUCAUCUUCAUGCUUCUGCUUUGCCUUUUUCCUCUCAUUUUUCGAUGUCUCGUGAAUGAAGGAUGC
This is a messenger RNA of Branchiostoma belcheri (Belcher's lancelet), 3105 nucleotides long. Its product is annotated as eukaryotic translation initiation factor 2A-like. The record is from RefSeq and is a predicted model, not a curated record. Lineage: Eukaryota; Metazoa; Chordata; Leptocardii; Amphioxiformes; Branchiostomatidae. The transcript has 20 exons. The coding region runs from base 85 to 1842 and encodes 585 amino acids. Gene Ontology annotation, cellular component: cytosolic small ribosomal subunit. Gene Ontology annotation, biological process: translational initiation. Gene Ontology annotation, molecular function: translation initiation factor activity; ribosome binding; protein binding.